UUUGUUUUGUGAUGAAUAGGAGUUUAAAGCACAGAAGGCUUGGUCAGAUAAAUAUAUAAAAGGGAGAGAAAUUCAACGCUCUCUACUCGCAUCUCUGGACUUACGUUCUCACAGAACUUGACUUGCCUCCCCAUCCAUCACACCAAGAUGACUUUCUGCUACCAGACCCAGUGUGAGGACUCCUGCUACUCACCCUGCAACUAUGGGAAUGUGUACACCUACAGGACCUACGGCUGUGGAAGCCCCUGCAGCUACCGGACCUACGACUGUGGGAGCCCCUGUGGCUACCAGAGCUAUGGGAGUCUGUGCGGUUACCGUGACUGCUACCCCUCCUACAGCUCUCGCUACUGCUACCCCUACUCUUCUCGCUACAUCCGUAGAUACAACUAUGGGAGCUGCUACCCAUGCUAAACCCAGCCAUAGAACAACCAGAUAGGAAAUGAAAGGCAAAAUAGUAACAUUUGAAUUUUACCUUUUCUAAGCUUCUGUGAUAGCGACUGCAGUCAGGAAUGGUCCUGAGUGCUUAGCACCUCUCUUCAAUGUCUGCAGCUACUUUGAGUAACUUGCUAUUAAGGUGAACUCUUCCUUCAUAAGCUUUGGAUGUACUGUAUAGUUUGAGGUGUAGCUUUACAACAGAAGAUGCAGAGAGGAGAAGACACCUCAUCUUGCUACAUAAUGUGCUGACAGCUCUGCUCCUCACCAAACACCACCAUAGUUCCAAAAGCAUCUACUGUGCAAUCUUGUGACUCUUUAAAGGAUGUGUGAAUCCCUGAAUGUUUCUCUACUACUACAAGCUGUAACUGCUUCUUACUCUCAUUAAAAGAUCUUGCAUCACAAUA
Melopsittacus undulatus (budgerigar) is the source of this 839-nucleotide messenger RNA. Its product is annotated as scale keratin-like. NCBI's taxonomy places the organism in Eukaryota, Metazoa, Chordata, Aves, Psittaciformes, Psittaculidae. The transcript is spliced from 2 exons. Bases 148 to 411 code for a protein of 87 amino acids. The record is from RefSeq and is a predicted model, not a curated record.